Messenger RNA from Gongylonema pulchrum, 465 nucleotides. Lineage: Eukaryota; Metazoa; Nematoda; Chromadorea; Rhabditida; Gongylonematidae. The record is from the annotation of a GenBank genome assembly.
AUGUUCGCGAAUUUACAGCCAGCACAGUGCUCGAAUCAACAGUGCAGUAAUCGCAACCGCUUCCAGCUCGAUAUUUACGAAUCGUCCUUUAUCGAUUUCCAGGCAAGCUACUUGGAUGUUAUUGUACGGGGCGAGCUUGUCGAAACAGUACAACCUGGUGAUCGAUGUGAUUUUGUCGGCACGCUGAUUGUCAUCCCAGACGUGGCUCAGCUAAGCGCACCAGGUCUUCGAGCACAAGUAACGAGCGGUAAUAGACGUCGCGGCCUGGGCAGUGAGCAGGAAGGAGUGACUGGCUUGAAGGCCUUGGGUGUGCGCGAUAUGAACUAUAAACUGGCAUUUUUGGCAUGCAACGUUACCUCCUCAAUUCCUUCGGUUAAAUUUAAUGUGCACUUUAUCCACGGUCUUAAUUUGUGCAUUUUUCCCCCAAUUUUUUGGCACUGGUUUAUGACGAAGUUGCGCUGUUAA